Anopheles funestus (African malaria mosquito) is the source of this 2590-nucleotide messenger RNA. RefSeq lists its product as uncharacterized. The record is from RefSeq and is a predicted model, not a curated record. The transcript is spliced from 2 exons. The coding region runs from base 176 to 889 and encodes 237 amino acids. Lineage: Eukaryota; Metazoa; Arthropoda; Insecta; Diptera; Culicidae.
GGAAAAUUGUCAAUCCGUGUUUAGUUCCGUACCGGUGAGGAGCCCCAAAAACCCAAAGCGCAGCGCUAGUGUGUGUCCUAAAAGCACAGCAGUAACCGUUUACAGUUCGCUUGCUCAACUUUGCCCUAGUGCACGUUCUUACCCGCUAACCUUCCCCACGCACACGUGUUUCACCAUGAAGCUGUUAAUCUGUGUGCUGAGUGUGUGCGCCCUGGCCGCGGCCCAGGACUUCAAGGAGUGUUUGGAAAAGGAUUCGAUCGCCUGCCUGCAGCUCACGUUCUACCGCAAGGCACGCGACUUCUUCGACCAGCCACAGAUCAGCCUGGCCGGUGGCCUGUCGUUCGUUAAGACGGCCGGUCGGGAUUCCCGCUCGUACAGCGCCGACAGUGCCCAGAUUGAGUCGGCCAACAGUGUGGAGACGCGUGAGGAUGCACUGGAGAACUACGUGUUCGAACGCUCGGUCAGCUUCCUGCGCGAGCGCUCGCUGAACCUCGAUAUGGCCGGUGCUGCCCGCAGCCUGUCCACCGUCAUCCCGGAGGAAGUGAAGGGACAGAUGCGCGCGAUGGUCGCCGAGGCUCGCGGCAAGAAGAAGAUCCUGAAGGCGCUCCUGCCCAUCCUCGGACUGGUGAAGCUGAAGAUCGUCGGUCUGGCCAUCUUGGCCCUGCUCGGCAUUGCGCUGAUCGCCAAGAAGGCGCUGAUCGUGUCGGUGAUUGCGCUCGUCCUGUCCAAGUUCCUGUUCCUGAAGAAGCUCCUGUCGAAGAAGGAUGAUCACACCUCGUACCACGGUUCGUCCGGUGGCUGGGAGUCGAGCGGAUACGGUGACUACGGUUCCCACAGCCAGCCCGCUCACUCGAUCGCCUACGCCGGUCACAAGCCGGUGCGAAAGUAAAGCAGCCGAGCGAUCCGUGCAGCAGAACGAUCCCUUUAAUUUAUUAACGCCUAGCGGCCACACGCCGCACGGGUUUGUCACACCUGGAACAACCCCAGGUGUGUCGCCCGCGAUCGAGAUUAAUUUAUUAACUUAGCCGAUAGAUGAGGAAUUGAUUUGUUCAUUUGUUUUGUUGUGACCAUGUUUUGCUCUACCGACAGGACCGCUACAGUCCCGCACUAGACACACUCACACACGCACACACUCGCGCACGCACAUUUGCAACACAUACACGCGUAUAUUGCACACGCAUACCAUUUCCUCCUUCAUACUCGACCUGAAAGAGGCCCCUUCGAUCAUGCGCGUGAUCGAAUCUCGUACCAAACACACACUGAUCACUGAUCACUCUGAUAGCUGCUAUUACUAUUACUAUAACUGCUAUGUUUUUACUACUAUUACUACUACCUUUGCCAAGGCGAUUGCUACCUUCAGCUACCAAAAACGUGCGGCAACGGUCUGUACCUUUAACGUUUAACUUUAAAUCCACACUCACCCACUUCGAGCACUAUUCUUCGAUCUAGUCUACUAUAAUCCUUACAAUCUCGCUCCAAUCUACGCGACCAAGGCCGAUUGAGGUAAUUCGAUCCGGCGUCCCAAAUCGAUAUAGAGUUAGUAAGCGGGCCCAUCCGGGGGGUUUCGGGGUGGACCGAUUUUCUUUACUACAAGAAGACGCACCCCGGACCCGAGCCCGACCAGUUCUCACAUCCAUCUCUCCACUCACUAGACAUUACUAUCAACGUUCUUCCCAUUCUGCACUUGUUUUUGCCUUCGGGGCUUUGCAGAGCGGCCUGCUUACAGAGUCCGCUUACAUCGCAAGCAUCCGUUGAGCAUGUAGUUUAUUUUUUGUUUUGUUUUGUUUUUCAAUUAAACCCAAUUCUACCGAAUUUUGGGUUCUAGUCUUCUAGCCAGCUAGCUUUUCAUCUGUACAGACAUGAAGUGACGAUAUGGGUGGGCCGGAGGCAUGAGCGCGAAAGCAGACACGAGAAGAAAUUGGGGAAAAAGCAGAACCGACUCCGGUUCCGUUGCGCGAUUCGCGGACAAUUUGUAUCCGUGAGGCAUUAGCUGAUCGCAACCGUUAGCCUUAACUCUCGGCGAAGGGGUGCCUUCCUGGGCAUAAUUUUGUGUUUUGUGAGCGUACGGUGGUUUGCAAUCUGCUUGCCACCUUACGUUCUCACCAACCCCGUGGGGGAAAAUUCACUUAACUGUUCACGGCUCCCCCUCAAAGGCAAUUAUGCUCAGAACCGUACCGAAGGCGGAGUGAAUUUCUUCUCCACAGCUUUCACGUUUCACCUUCAUCCUUCCGACACAGUCCUCUUCGUGGCCGUAUCGUCACUCGAUGGGUAAAGGAAAUAAAAAAAAAGGCAACCCAGCUACCAAAACCACUCCGACAAACAAGCAGCAAACCAACAGGAACGGAAACGGGAACCUCUUCCGGGAGGAUCCCGAGACUACAAUCUUGUACGCAAAACGCAUAAGCACAAAACAAACAAGAAACCACCACCCCCACCCCGUCAUACAUAAACCAUUGUAAAUAAGAAGAGCAAGUGAGAAAUGCAAGAGGCAAUAAGAGCAGAAAUCAAAAGAAAUAAAGAAAAAAUGUGAAAAUAAAGUUACGGAAAGUACAUCCAACCAACCGUCGCGAGUCAUCCAACUGCAGGUCGC